AUGGGUACUGUGGAUCCGUACCUUCAGAGGGCGAAAGCCCCUCGUGCUAUGGAGAAGCGGAGAGGACUCGAUCUUCUCCAAAUCUCCGAGCUAGAGAAGCGACAACGAGGAAACAAAUUUGAGAUGGCGGCACUGCAGAAGCUUCCGACCAUGAACAGGGCGGGAAUAAGAAUUCUAAAUGUUGAGGAUAGGGAGCUGAAGGAGAUCGACAUCAAAAACCUUAGCUCGGGGUCGAGAGAGACAGCUUCGCAUUCACGAAGUGAAAAAUUCGUUGGCUUUAUGUAUAACCCAAAAAUAGGCCCUUGCCGAGCAGAAGGAUCUGCCACUAGAGACAAACCAACAGACAUGCAACCAUCGGGUCGGCCACUUUGGUCGGCUACUCUCAUCCUUAUUACACGCGGACCACAGGUAUGCCCCGCGAUCCGCGUUUGGCCUCCAAGCUUUUACGGAGCUACCCUCGCAAACAGUCCUGCAUUCCUAAACUUUCUUCGAACUCUUGGCAUCGAUCCUGCCUCCGAAGUCCCUUCGCAGGAAAAGAUUUCUGAGGCUAUUAAAAAUUUGAGACAUCUUCCAUAUGAAUCUUACUACUUUCAGUCGGCUAAUGGAAUUCCUCUUGCUAUUGAGACAGCAAAUGAAGGCUUGGAGAAAGCAGGUUUCUCUGCUAGUAAAUCUAUUCUUGUAUUAGGCGGUGCAGGUGGAGUGGAUCCUUGGAAGAUGAGUUCCAGAUAUUCAGGGAAGUCCGAGAAAGUGAUGUGUCGGUGCAGGCUACUGACCUUGCUACUCACGUCACGCCAGGCACAUAACUUCGGGAGGCAAUUUUACAGGUACCCGCGGUGGGCACAACGACAGGAGGACUGCAUUUUUUUCAAGUGGGCGGACAAGGAGUCUGUUUCUAUGAUAUCCCAACUGGAGAUCGCUACUCAGAGUUCGUCGAUCUCAAAAUUUCAAAACACUGCAUCUGGUUCGAGUGAUUCCUUUUCUACUGCAUCCCAGUCAGACAGGUUCGCUCAGGGUUUUGGAGUGUUAGAGCCGGGCAGCAUGAGCCAAUCCCAAACGAUAACGGAAAACUCCUCCUCCGGCGCACAGUCGACGAAAGCCCUAAAACCCAAGCUUCCCAUCAAGGUCCGGCUCUCUAUCAACCUUCUUUCCACCAUCACCGACGCCUCCCGCCGCUCAAAUGGUACCGUAAAUCGCCGACUACUUUCCCUCAUAGAUUUCCGCGCCGCCCCUAGCCUUACCCCAGUCCGCGGCAUUCGAACCCUAGACCUCAUCAUCGAUCCCUCCCGCAACCUCUGGAUCCGCCUAUUCCUCCCCUCCGAUGCCAUCGGCCACCGGAAACUUCCUAUUGUAGUCUUCUUCCACGGGGGCGGAUUCGCUUUCCUAAGUCCUGACAACCAAGUCUACGACGUCGUCUGUCGUCGACUAGCCCGCAAGAUCCCCGCCGUCAUUGUCUCUGUCAACUACCGCCUCUCCCCUGAAAAUCGCUUCCCCGCGCCUUACGAAGACGGAAUCGACGCUCUCCGAUUCAUUGAUUCAGGUGGAAUUGACGCCGUCGCCGGCCAUAUUGCUGAUCCAUCAUUUUGCUUCCUGGCCGGCGACAGUGCCGGGGCUAACAUCUCUCACCACGUCGCCCGCCGGUGGGCAGGCAGCGGUGGGUGGAACAAAGUGAAGUUGUCGGGGCUGAUUUUGAUCCAGCCAUUUUUCGGGGGAGAGGAGCGGACGAAGUCGGAGAUUAAGCUCGCUGGGGCGCCGCUGGUGUCGAUGACGAGGACUGAUUGGCGAUGGAGGGCGUUUUUGCCGGUGGGUGCUGAUCGGAACCAUGAGGCGGCUAAUGUUUUUGGGCCAAAUGACUUGGGAGUGAUGGAGGAGGGAUUUCCGCCGGCAAUUCUGGUUGUUGGUGGUUUUGAUCCGCUGCAAGAUUGGCAGCGGCGGUACGGAGAGGAACUGAGGGCGAGGGGGAAGGAGGUGAGGGUGUUGGAGUUCCCGGAAUCGAUUCAUGCUUUCUAUAUCUUUCCGGGGAUGGCUGAUGGCGCGAAGCUGGUUGAGGAGAUGGGAAAGUUCAUAUGGAGCCGGAGUUCGCCGGAGAAAGAGGAAGAUGAGUUCUAGAUAUUCAGGGAAGUCCGAGAAAGUGAUAUAUCGGUGCGGGCUACCGACCUUGCUACUCACGUCACACCAGGCACAUAGCUCCGGGAGGCAAUUUUACAGGUGCCCACGGUGGGCACAACGACAGGAGUUCUGCACUUUUUUCAGGUGGGCCGACAGAGAGUUUGUUUCUAUUAUAUCCCAACUAGAGACUACUACUCAGAGUUCGUCAAUCUCAAAAUUUCAAAACACUGCAUCUGAUUUGAGUGUUUUUUUUUUCUAUUGCAUCCCAGUCAGACAGAUUCACUCAUGGUUCUAGAGUGUCAGAGCCGGGCAGCAUGGGCCGUAAUAUGUUGCUACAUUUUAAAGUCAACAUUAUAAUUUUUUUCCUUGUCAUUUUGACAUGUUAUUUU
Phalaenopsis equestris is the source of this 2495-nucleotide messenger RNA. RefSeq lists its product as uncharacterized. Gene Ontology annotation, molecular function: hydrolase activity; zinc ion binding. NCBI's taxonomy places the organism in Eukaryota, Viridiplantae, Streptophyta, Magnoliopsida, Asparagales, Orchidaceae. The record is from RefSeq and is a predicted model, not a curated record. The transcript is spliced from 8 exons. Bases 1 to 2106 code for a protein of 701 amino acids.